CUUUCGGAUACCGUAUUACCAGCUGUAGUACCGAAUGAGCAUGCGCCGCCCCGACCCGACCUAUUCCGCGCGUGAAGUUUUAUGCAAUUUAUACUGUGCUCCUGUACGCAACCCUAAACAACAUCAACAUGGGAGGCCAGGCAAAGAGUAAGAAAAAGACUAAAGGCAAGAGGAAAGACACGCGCUCAAAUGGAGACUCCGGGCUUGCUUUUCUGUCUCCGCAAGAAAGAAUGAAAUUGAAGACGCAGGAGAAAACCAAAAAGAAAACGGCAGAAAAAUACUCUGUUGAACAACUAUUAGAGAAGACAGAGGAGUGUAUUGACAGUUUUGACUUUGAGAUGGCGGGCCGUUUCUGCCAGCGGGCUCUGGAGUUGGAGCCCAACAACAAGCAGACCCUGGACAUGCUGGGACACAUCUACUCUGAGCUAGGAGACGCGCAGAGGGCCAAGGGAGUGUUCUUGCGUGCUGUGGAACUGAGCCCUGACGAGGGCCACAGUAAAUACAUGUAUCUUGGACAGUUACACGCUGGUCAGGAGGCAGUCAGCUACUACACCAGAGGCAUACAGAUUAUCCUCGCUGCUUUGGAGAGACAAACGCUAACCAUGACAGAGGCUGGGGCCGUGGCCCUCCCAGACCAGGAGCCCCUCUGUAGGAAGGAUGUGUGUGUGGCCUACUGCUCUGUAGCAGAGAUAUACCUCACUGACCUCUGUAUGGAAGACGGUGCAGGAGACAAGUGUAGAGAAGCUAUAGAGAGUGCGUUGCAGCAUCACCAGGACAACCCAGAGGCUCUACAACUAAUGGCCAGCUACCUAUUUAGUACUGAGAAGAAUCAGGAGGGGAGAGAUUACCUGAUGAGGAGUGUGGGGGCGUGGCUACCUGCCCUCAAACAAAGCGAGGCCCUGCCCCCUAGAGGAGACAUGGUGGAGGAGCCAACACAGAGUGGGAUCCCUCCAUACGAGACUCGCAUCACCACGGCCAAACUGCUCAUGGAAUCAGAAGAAUAUAAGAUGGCAGUGGACGUGCUGGAGGGUCUUCUGGAGGAGGAUGACGAGGUGGUCCAGGUGUGGUAUCUGUCCGGCUGGGUGUGCUGUCUGCAGAAGGAUCGAGCGGGGGAGCAGAGAGUGAGGGAGGGGGAGGAAGAGAGGGAGGAAGCUGAGGCGCUGAGGGAGGCUGCCAGAUCCUACCUGACCAAAGCCAAGAAGCUGUAUUGCAAGCUGCACUGUGAUGACCCCCCAAUGUUGGAACAUGUGGAGCAGCUGUUGGGCGAGCUUGGGGGGGAGGUGGAGGAGGGAGAGGAGGAAGAGGCAGGUGCAGCCCUGGACCAGGAGUUUGAACCCUGCAGUGAUGAAGAGGAGGAAGAAGAAGAGGAGGCUUCUGCCAUGGAACACUGAGCUCUCUGAACCAUCUCCCUGAAAUAUACACGCACACACACACAUUCUACAGCGUGUCACCAGUGUUUUAGGAUCUGAUAGUGUGUGAUCUAAGUUGUAUAUCAGUGUGACUCAAACUUCCUUGUUGCAGAUUUGGUUUCUCUGGGAUGGAUGCUGAGAAACACCGCUCCACAUUUCUGUUUUUAAUGUGAUUCCCAUAUUAUCUUGCUGUCUAUCUGCAUCUCUGUGUUUCACUCAGCCUCUGUCUCUCCUCGCCCAACCUCCUCUCUUUCAGUGCUGUACUUUCUGAAGUGCCUUCAGCAUCUUAUACCUGUCAGUCAAAGUCAGUUUACAAUAGAUUGGAAACGUGCAAACUGAAACUGGUGGAAAUACACACCUCAAUGCUGACAAAGACAAUAAAAACUGCUAUUUUAAAUUCA
Molecule: messenger RNA, 1810 nt
Organism: Hypomesus transpacificus
Lineage: Eukaryota; Metazoa; Chordata; Actinopteri; Osmeriformes; Osmeridae
Product: probable assembly chaperone of rpl4
Exons: 11
Coding region: 129-1391 (420 amino acids)
Biological process (GO): cell division
Cellular component (GO): Ski complex
Molecular function (GO): protein binding
Source: RefSeq, a predicted model, not a curated record